Messenger RNA from Trifolium pratense (red clover), 2569 nucleotides. RefSeq names its product nicalin-1. The record is from RefSeq and is a predicted model, not a curated record. The coding region runs from base 348 to 2042 and encodes 564 amino acids. NCBI's taxonomy places the organism in Eukaryota, Viridiplantae, Streptophyta, Magnoliopsida, Fabales, Fabaceae. Gene Ontology annotation, biological process: regulation of signal transduction. The transcript is spliced from 14 exons. Gene Ontology annotation, cellular component: endoplasmic reticulum membrane.
ACAAAAAAAUGAAAAUUCUUAAAUUCUUAAAAUGGAAAAUAAAAGAAACACAAAAAAUCACUCGAGUAAGUAACAACUAGUGGAGUGAAUGGUGGCUACUGAAUUCACCUUAACAUUGUUUCUCCCGUCUUCCAUCUCACUCCUUCCACACUUACAUCUACCUUACUUUCUCAUCUUCUUUCUACUAAAAUCAUCAUCAUCACGAUGAAUAAAUUAUUAUAAACAAACAAUUCUUACUAUUAUAUUUAUUCAAAACUAGAUCAAAUCGAAUCAUCUUUUUCUCUCUACUCUUUAAAACCCUAGUUAAUUAGUUACAUAGUUAGUUAGAUCAGAUCUCAACUCCAACCAUGGCUAUGGCGCCAAGAAAACCUCGCAACCGUGAAAUUCUCUUCGACUCCGUCAUCGCUCUUGUUUUCAUCCUCGUCGCUUGUGUCGACCUCUGCGACGGCGCUACCGUUGUUGAUGUUUACCGAUUAAUUCAAUACGAUAUGUCUGGUGUUCCUUUUGGAUCUCGACUUGCUAGUCUUAAUCAUCAUGCUGCUUCUCUUCAUUUCUCUCCUCAUGCUGAUCUAUCUCGCACUGUUCUUCUCAUUCCUCUUCGUGAACUCAAUAUGUCGUUUGUUCAAGAGUAUAUUGUUGCUAGCAAGCCUCUGGGGGGUUUAAUAUUUUUGCUGCCCCAGAUGUUUAAUUCCGAAAACAAAGGUGGCGUGGGAAGUAAUCGUGAUGAUGGGAACAAAGAUCUGCUGAAGAAUGUGCUGGCCGAGCUUGAACAAAUACUUAUACACACAAACUUACCUUAUCCUGUUUAUUUUGCUUUUGAGGAUGACAACAUUGACAAUGUGUUAUUGGAUAUCAAGAAGAAUGAUGCCUCUGGUCAGCCUGCUACUGCAACUACGGGCGGGUACAAAUUUGUUGUUUCAGCCACUGAACCAAAGAAAGUUGGAUCUCCACCCAUUACAAAUAUUCAGGGAUGGUUGGCAGGGCUGAAGACCGAUGGCGAUUCUCAUCAAUUACCCACCAUUGCGAUAGUGGCAUCAUAUGACACCUUUGGGGCUGCUCCGGCAUUAUCAGUGGGAAGCGAUAGCAAUGGAAGUGGCAUUGUGGCUCUUCUUGAAGUAGCUAGAUUAUUUUCUCUUUUAUAUUCUAAUCCAAAGACAAGAGGACAAUACAAUCUUCUGUUUGGGCUAACGUCUGGCGGGCCUUACAACUACAAUGGAACCCGUAAGUGGCUUCAGAGCUUUGAUCAACGUCUGCGUGAGAGCAUUGACUAUGCUAUUUGCUUAGAUAGUAUUGGCUCAUGGGAAAAUGAUCUGUGGAUUCAUGUGUCUAAGCCUCCAGAAAAUGCCUUUAUUAAACAAAUUAUGGAAGAUUUUUCAAGCGUUGCAGAAGAUUUAGGUUUCCAAGUUAAUCUGAAGCAUAAGAAAAUAAAUAUUUCAAAUUCUCGAGUAGCUUGGGAGCAUGAACAGUUUUCAAGGCUGAGAGUUACUGCUGCCACCCUCUCUGAACUCUCUACAGCACCUGAAUUGCUAGAAAGCACCGGUGGUUUGAUUGAUGGCAGGCAAUUUGUCAAUGAAGCGUCAAUUGUGAGAAGUGUGAAAUUAAUUGCUGAGUCUCUUGCGAAGCAUAUUUAUGGGCAUCAAGGAAAGAACGUACAGAUCUUUGCUGACAACAGUAACUUGGCUGUAAAUCCUUCUUAUGUUCGAUCAUGGUUAGAUAUUUUGUCGCGAACACCUCGAGUAGCACCAUUUUUAUCAAAAGACGAUCCUUUUAUUACAGCAUUGAAAAAGGAAUUAGAAGAUCAUACUGAUGAAGUCCAUCUGCAACGAGAAGUACUAGAUGGGAUGUUCACUUUCUAUGAUUCAACUACAGCAAAGCUAAACAUAUAUCAGGUUGCCAGUGUCACGUUUGACUUGCUGUUGCUUCUAGUGUUGGGAUCAUAUUUAAUUGUGCUCUUCAGUUUCUUGGUCAUCACUACUAGGGGUCUUGAUGAUCUAAUCAGUUUAUUUCGGCGGCCUCCUUCACGAAAAGUGAAGACUGCAUAAUGACAGGCAGGAUAGUGCUCUCAUGUUUGGUUUACGUAGUUCUCAUGUUUUAAUUAAAUUAUAUAGUUUCUUAGGAUGAAUGUUUGUAAUGACAAGCUUUGUAGCGUAUUUUAUUCAUCGGUUGUUAAAUUCAGCUGGUUUAGUGGUUAGAAACAACAAAAUGUUUUUGGCUGUGCUAAAUUAAGAACGCCAAAAUUUUGAUGUUAUUUGUCCGUCUUAUUUGGCACAUUAUUGUAGAGGAAAAAAGUGGUUAGCAAUGCGCACACCCUUUGAACACAGCUCACCAUGGGUUGCUAAUUUGCUGUAGCUAGGUCUUGUUUACUCUUUACUUGGAUGUAGCUCAAUAAAAAAUUGAUUUGGUUAAUUAAGAAGAUAUAAAGUUGCUGCUUGGCAAAAAGAAAGGAGAAAAAAAAACUCACAAGGUUGCAAUUGAAAAGAGCUAUUUGCAAUUGGGUACAGGUUUUUAGUUAACUUUUUACUCCCUCUGUUCUGAAAUAAGUUUAGUCUUGGCAAAGAAUGUUUUAUUA